AUGAGGGAUUUGGCGAGAAAUGUUUACUACAGACAAAACAUGGAUCACUCACAUUCUCCCUUUCAAUCCAGAUAGUCGAAUCCUCUCAAUUCUAGCAUGAUAUCUUAAUCAGGUGGAAACCCUACAAGCACUAAGAAUUAACCAUUUCAACAGUCUCAAUCGCCUGUUUCUCGGAAAUUACUUAAAGAUCCGAAUUUUCACACUUUUGACUUUAAAAAUCAACAGACUUCUCCUCUGAAAAAAGAUAAGCUAUCAACACUCUUAUAAAAGAAAAAGUCGUAACAAAAUGAUUCUCCUGGUUAGUAAAUUAAUAGUAAGUAACUUGGCUAGACACAGUUCAAUAAAUAUAAGAGAAGAAAUGUGUCUAAUAACAACAAUAAUAAAAGUAAUCAUUCAUCUGUUGGAAGAUAAGAGGGCCAAAUUUAGACAAGCUCUAAUUUUACAACCUAGCAUGAUACUAACUCCUCAAUCUAAUAAAAGCCUUAGCAUAAAUUCGAAAACGUUAGAGAAACAUCUAAAGGGAAAGUCAAGAGCAAGAAGAAAUUUUUGAAUGCUUACAAGUCAAAAGAAAAUAAGAUGAAUCCGCUAGAUGUGUAAGCAUCAAAACUUAACACUAAUAGUUCUAAUGCCGAUUAUACAUCAUCAUAGCCUGUGCUAAUUAACAUCUAAACUUAUGGUCAUAAUAGCACAAGUGACUAUCAAUCAAAUAACAGAAAUGUGCUAAUAGAAUUAGCGCAAAAUAAACAAAUAGUUGAGUGGGUAACUUCAAUGGUAAAUUACCAUAAGCAAAAGUCUGAAGAGAAAAAGGUGAUUGAUUUAUACUUACAAUGCUUGUACAAGGUAUUGUUUCCUGAAUAGAAAUCAGAUAUAAAGAUGGCCUAAAUACUCAACGACCUACUAGAUCAAGUAGGUUUUAGUAAAUAUGCUUUUCAAAGCUAGUUUUAAUAGACUUUGGUUUUCCUUAAGAAAGUCAUUGUUGAAAUAGAGAACAUCAUGAAUAAUGAAUUUGAUUAAGUUGCUGAAAAGAUUCUCAUCAAACUGCAGGAUGUUGCAAAAAUACUUAAUUUAAACCAGGUAAUUACUCAUACUCUAGUAUAGAAUACUCAGCAAGUCAUCCCUCACAGAAAAGAGAGCAGUAUAUGCUCAUUUCCAAAUAACAUAACAGUUUCAGAAAUAGAAGAGCCAUUAAUGUCCACAUACCCAGUUAGCAUUGACAUGAAUAAGUAUCACUAGCCUACGAGUUCAUUCUAGGACUAUGUAGAUCCUAAAAGCUUGAGAAUUUCCAUGCAUUCCACUUCACAGAUUUACAACCUAGAGAGUCACAGAAACAACUCAUAGGAGCGCUUGGAUUUGAUGAGAUAGUCAAAUCCAGUUGUUGAAAGAAGGCAACUUAUUAACGAACCAAAGAGCAUGGAAGCAAAAAUAGGGCUUUUUUAAGAAAAGUUUGAGUAAAGUAAGCUGGUUCAUGACAAUCAUCAAUAGUUACAUAUCACAAGUCAGUAAUAGUAUUAGUAGUAGUAGAAUUUACUAUAGUCAUCAUUCAAUUACCCUUAGCAGUAAAUUCAUGAUAAGUAUAGAAGUCAGUCUGAAGGCCAGAAAUUGAUCAAACAUAUAGAAGAAUCUUUGGAAUCAAUAUCAUAGUAUAUGAAAUUUUCAGAUUCAAGUCAAUCUUUGUCCAAUACUAUGCAAAAUAUGAAUAAUCAACUCUCAAAUCAGAAUUCAUUUACAAGAAGCAAAUUAAGUUUGACAUAGAUGCUGAAUUAGCAGUCACCAAUCAAAGAAACUAGGGAUAAGAGUAGAGAUUCACAAAAUAACACAGGAGAUAGAUUAGUUCAAAGCAAUGGAAAUAGAAUACUUGAUGAAUAAGUACAGAGAUUGAAGCAUGAACGACUAAUGUAUGAAGAUGAGAAAAGAAAUCUUUAAAACCAGCUUGAUGAAGCAAUAGUCAUUAAUACAAAGUUACUAGAGAAGGUGAAAAGACUAGAGGGUCAGAUACGAGAACUGCUUCAUAAUAGGUCGCAGUGA
Molecule: messenger RNA, 2025 nt
Organism: Stylonychia lemnae
Lineage: Eukaryota; Ciliophora; Spirotrichea; Sporadotrichida; Oxytrichidae
Source: the annotation of a GenBank genome assembly